AUGGAGACGGCUGGAAAGGCCAAGAGGUCAAAGAACCCGGGAUGCUGCGUCUGCGGCGACAAGGCUGCCCGUGGCUGCCCUGGCUGCGUUGAUGCCAAGGAUAAGAAUGGCGGCCAAGGAGAAAUCCAACAUUAUUGCAUUGUCGACUCGUUCCCCAUCGGCCAAGAUGGCCAUCGCCACGUGUGCGAGAAGAUGUACAAUCGUCUCUAUCUCGCGCGCGCCUCCUACCUUUGCAAAUCCAUGGUCAUCCAGGGACGCAUGAUUAUGUUCAAGAAGGCAGUUGAUGCCAUUUCAGGCGUCAUGGAUAAGCCUCACUUCCCCAUCAAGUCAGCCGAAGUCAUCAAGUUCGUGGUCAAGGACGCCAACCUGCCCAAAUACAAUAAAGGGCCCGGCAAUCCUUCCCACACCGUGUUCAAGAUCACCACCAGUGGCAAGCCCAAGGUAGAGUUUGCUUUUGACCCCAUGGCGUCUCGUCUCCAUUGGAAGAUGGACAUCCAGCGAUGGUCCGAGUACAUGGAGGCCAAAGUCCUUCGCAUCGAGCGCCGGGAGCCACUUGUCCCGGGUGGCCUUGACCGCUUUAUGAGUUUUGUCGACCGUUGCGGCCACAUGCGCAACGAGAUCAAAGGCCUUGUGGGUAAAUCCGAAGGCGGGAGGAAGGUAGGCGCUGACGAUCAUGACGUCUACGCGGCUGGCGGCGGCUCCAUGAGUUAUCUCGGAAUCCAGGACAAGGCCCAGUUCCUCAAGGGCCACCGCGAGUUUAUGACCGUCUUUAGCGCCUACGUGCGCGACUACAUGCUCGACACGGACGAUUAUAAGCACUGGGCCUACCAAUACGCCGGUAGCUAUCUUGCUUCCGUCGUCAGCGAGAUUGGCCCAGGCCACCUGACUGGUCCGAUCAGUUGCACCAACAAGCCUUGUGGCACCUGCCUCAAGUGCGUCAUGAGGAUUCUGAACGAGCGUCAGCUCGUGAAGUUUAUGCAGAGCGCCGGUGUUGUUGGCACCUGUAGCGGAGGGCAUGUUUGUGGACAUACCUGCUCUGGAGCUUGCUCCCAUGAUCUUUUCGACCGCGACCACGACCACGGCCACGACCACGACCACGAUCACGGCGCGUGUGGUUGCUGCCACCACGGCGACCACCAUUGUCAUGGCCACGACGAUGAGAGUGUUGACGGCGGUAGUUCCGCCCACAAAGACCCAGUCCAUCCUCCCACUAAUGCCGAUGGCCAAGAGGCUUGUCAAAGUGAAGAGGCCAUGCCAGGUUCUAGCAAGCAGCCCUCUGAAUCGGGCGAUACCGAGUCUGACAAGAACGAAGCUAAGUCCAAGUCCAAGCCUAAGCACAAGAACAAAGGUAAAAAGGGUUCCUCAGAGAAGCUGGUCUAG
Messenger RNA from Parascedosporium putredinis, 1380 nucleotides. NCBI's taxonomy places the organism in Eukaryota, Fungi, Ascomycota, Sordariomycetes, Microascales, Microascaceae. The record is from the annotation of a GenBank genome assembly.